Messenger RNA from Phymastichus coffea, 2562 nucleotides. It is a transcript of the gene fidipidine, whose product is annotated as coiled-coil domain-containing protein 93. Bases 991 to 2448 code for a protein of 485 amino acids. The transcript is spliced from 14 exons. Gene Ontology annotation, biological process: Golgi to plasma membrane transport. The record is from RefSeq and is a predicted model, not a curated record. Lineage: Eukaryota; Metazoa; Arthropoda; Insecta; Hymenoptera; Eulophidae.
CAAAAUCGUUCUGUGAACACCCUUAGUGUCAAAUAUAAACACUCUUAUUCAUUUUUGUAUAAAAACAAUUCGUUUUAUAUAUAAUAUACAAAUGGAUAGAUGCAAAAAUGGAUAGAUGCAUAAUUACGUAUUAAAUACUUGUUUUUAACAUUUGUUAAAAAAAAAUAAAGAGUUAUAAUAUAUUAUUAUCUGUAUGGAUUGUAUAAAUAAUAAUGGAAAUAUAAGUGAAAUAUAAAUACAAGUCAUUUCAGAAACCUAAAUAUUGCAUGGUUUUAAUAAUAAUUCAUUAUUCAAAUGGCGUCUUUUUUGUAUCUUUGAGUUGAGUAUACAAAUAGAGCUAUUUUUUUUAUUGAAGUAUUUUUUAGGAAAUACAUGCAAGUCCUAGUUGAGUACAUAAAUAUAGUAAAUAAAAUUAAUUAAAUAGUAUUAUUAGAAUCAGUAGCUGAAUAUUUAGAAUAAUUAUUUUGUUAAUAUCAUUAUAGCCAUUAAACAGUAAGUCAUUAAACAUUAUAAAAAAUGUUUCAAGAAGCAAAAGGUUGAAGUACGUGAAGAUGAGGAGCAAAAAGUUAAAUUUGAAGAAAUAAUAGAAAUUCUGAUUAAAGCUGGAUAUUAUAGAGCGAGAAUAAAAGGUCUACCAAAUUUUGAUAAGAUUAUCGGAGGAAUGAUAUGGUGCAUUGAGUCAUCUUCCUUUGGUGUGGAUAUACAUCUUCUUUUUCAAGAAAAUCUUACUAUAGGACAAAAAAUGCGAGAACACCAACCAUCACCGCGACCAGUGACUUGUGGCUGCUACCACGGACAGGGCAACCUGCUGCCGUAGGUGAGGAUGUGACCAGCCCUCAAAAGUGCUUCCAACCACGCGUCCCUGCGCCCACCAAGUUACUCAGGCGGCGCUAUAGUGAGGGCUGUCCCCGUUCCCGAGACGUCGGGGCUACAUCGCACCUUAUAACCUGGAGAGCUUUGACGGAAAAAAUAGUUGCUGUGUUGCCAAAAAUGAAUUGCCCUUACCAAAUUGAACCUCAUCAAAUUCAAGGAUUAGAUUGUAUUCAUAUUUUUCCUGUUAUAAAGUGGUUAAUAAAGCAAUCUAUAAAAACACGUGAAGAAAUGGCUCAGAAUGUGCGUUUAUUCGCAAUAAAUCAGUUUCGUACAAAAUAUAAAUAUACUCCAUCAAUGAGCAAAGUCAUUGAGCACAUUAAAUUAAUAAAGAAAACUUAUAACCCACGCCGAUGUUUUAAACAAAAACAGAUUAUACUACAAGAUGAAUUUUCAAUUGUUCGCAAUACAAUUCUUGAAUACGGAGAAGUUUUACAAAUUCCGCAAAGCGCGUUUAAUUUAUUGCAAGAAAUGGAGUGUAAUAUCUCUUUGCAAGAUACAGAAAUCACAAAAGAGAUAGUAGAACAAACAAUUCAAGAAAAGAGUAAAUCGGAAGAGUUAAUGAGGAACCUAUCUACAUUCGAAGAUGAAUCGAACCAUUUAAGCUGGAAUUUUGUUGAGAAAUUUGUAGACAUUCAAGCUCGAGAGAUUGAUAAAGUAACCAACAAAUCUGCAUCUUCGUGUUCACAAUUCGAGGAUUAUAAGACCUCAAUAACGACUUUGUUGAAGCAAAUAUUUAUUUUGAAGAACAAAAUAGAAAAAUUGAUUCAAGAUAAAUUAGGUUUAAACAGAGAAGUGCACCAUGUAAUGAAUCACUUGUAUGAAAUACGCAAUAAGAAAAUAGUUAUGAAUUUUCAAAUAAUCGAAAAUCUUGAAAUGCACCAAAAUAAAGAGUUAUUAAGAAUGAUGGAAGUACUUUUAAUAAUUUAUGAUGGUUUAAAGAAUCAAGAAAAUAAAUUUCGAGAACGGUGUCGCAUCAAUUUACUUACGCUUAAAAAAUUGUCGGAAAAUACGCAAAAAGAACAACCGUAUAAAGAAAACAAUUUCGCUUUGGAACAUGAAAAUCAAAAGGUAGUCAUCAACCAAUUAAGAUUACAAUUAGCAAGGAAAAAUCGCUUGAUUGCAACUUUAACAAGACAAUUAGAUGAUGUUCCCUGCAGAUCUGAACUGUUUCAAUAUCAGCGACGUUUUAUGGAAUUAUAUAAUGAAGUAUCUACUAAGCAUAAAGAAACAAAACAAUAUUAUACUCUGUAUAAUACUUUGGAUGAUACCAAGAUUUACUUGAAUAAAGAAUUAUGCUUACUUAAUUCCAUACAAGAUAGUUACAAUCAAGCUCUGGCAUACAACAAUGGUAGAGAACAGUUUGUAAAACAAUUUGAAUUGAUUGUUGAAGGUGUUCAAAGGAAUAAAAUCAAGAUACAAAAUAGAUGUGCCGAAGGAAAGAGUCGACGAGAUAUAUGUAGUCAACAGCUUACAAUUUUAAUGGAUCAACAAAGAAAAUAUAUUGCAGCUGUUAGAGAACUCACAACUGCAUGUCGUGAAAAUGAAACUCUCUUAGCUCAACUUCGCAGAUUAUAACAAAUUUGAAAUUAUUUUCUGUUUAUAUAAGUAAUUUCAUGAUUAUUCAGGUUUGUUGAUGCAAUUUUUGAUUCUCAACUUUGAUUAAUAAUGUUUUUAACUACUAAUUGUAUA